Messenger RNA from Callorhinchus milii (elephant shark), 782 nucleotides. RefSeq names its product ankyrin repeat domain 39 (gene ankrd39). Gene Ontology annotation, molecular function: protein binding. Lineage: Eukaryota; Metazoa; Chordata; Chondrichthyes; Chimaeriformes; Callorhinchidae. The record is from RefSeq and is marked provisional. Bases 62 to 616 code for a protein of 184 amino acids. The transcript is spliced from 4 exons.
AGACUAGGCCGCGGCUCCCCGUCGUCCUCCUCGGCCUCUCCUGCUCCCUGUCCCCGGGGCCAUGGCCUCCCCGGGCCCGCACUCGGGCUGCGGCUGUUGCUCGGGGCCGAGCAGUGUCCGGCAGAGCCUGGAGGAGAUGGACUUUGAGCGGGGUAUCUGGUCGGCAGCCAACACCGGAGACAUGAGCGGAGUCCGUCAUUUCGUGGAGAAGGGAACAGAUCCCGAUCUGCCCGACCGGUCUGGUUACACAGCACUGCAUUACGCGAGCCGCCGAGGUGAUUACGAGCUGUGUGAAUAUUUGCUGAGCAAAGGGGCGAGCAGUAAUGUCCAGACCCGAGGGGGAGCGACCCCCCUGCAUCGAGCAGCCUACUGCGGUCACCUCCCCGUUGUCACCCUCCUCCUCACUCACUCUGCGGCCCCCACCAUCGCCGACCAGGACGGCAUGACCCCCCUACACAAGGCGGCUGAGCGAGCCGAGGAGAGCGUGUGCCAGGUUUUGUUGCAGCACAAUCCAGCCUUGAAGAACCUCAGGGACAGGAGGUCCAGGGCCCCUCACGAUAUGGUCAAAGACCACCUGACUCUGGGGGAACUGCUACGGCCCAAUCCCCCAACCUGACCCUCCUGCCCGCCUAUGUGCGAAUGUGUCCGUGUGAGUGUGUGUGUGUCUGUGUGCGAGUCUGUGUGUGUGAUUGUCUAUGUCUCUGAGUACGGUUACUAACUGGUACUAACUCCCGCUUUUCCAGGAGUAAUAAUCCCUUCAAAAAUAAAAAAUUUGAUUACUC